CCGGAGGCUCACAAACGGCGCAAGUCUCCGCUCGGUCAAUACUCCAGUCAACCCGAAAACUGGUUGAAAAGUCAGUGUGCAGCAGCAGCAGUCGCGAUCGAAGAUUUUAACUCGAAGCGUUUAAAGCGUGUUUUCGCGUAUAAUAGGGAUGAUUUCUACCUGAAUUUACUCGGUCCAACCACUGGGGCACGUGCCGUUCGGUUAUGGUGUGCAGUUGAGCUUGAAUGGGCCCCCAAAUCGCCCCCCAAGCACUAUGAAGGGCUCUCACCCCGUUUGGAUCAUCGUCGCGCUGCUUGCGGGCCUGGGACUGGCAGUGAAUGUUCACUUCGAGACCAAAGACGGCGGUUUCUUCCUGAACCAGCAGCCCCGCCAGCACUACCCCAUGAUGCCCGAGGCAUUGGCGCCGCUCGGGGGCGGCGUCGCCGCCGGAGGGACGCCACUGUCCGUCGAUCGUUUCACCGUUUUGCAGAGCAGCCAGCCGAUUUCAGUGCGCGCCACUUAUGGACCGUUCAGCACCAAACAGACGGUUCCUGCACGCUAUGUGGUGCCCGAUCCCGUCCCAUUCAACUCCACAGGGCAGGGGUUCGAGCUGCAGGACCAGGCGACGCACCAUCUGGACAUGUCGGCGCACAUUGUGCCCAGCGAAGUGCCGCGAGACAAGCCAGUGCUGCGCGUUCUUUUCCACACCGGGACUGAUCCGGGGGGGCGGCGCCAGGUCCUGCUGGCCAGGCACCAUCAGCGCGUCUGCAUCGUGUUGCAUGCUAGCAUGGGACAGCGGCCCCCAUUGAGAGCCGCCUGCAGCCCGGAGGGCGAAGAGGGCGCCUGUCUGGCGCAGAUCACCAUCCCCGCCUCUUGGUGGCCGCCCCUGACUCCGCCCGGACAUCCGGACAAGCCCACCAAAACCCCCGCCCGACUAGUUCAGGUGGCGUAUUCGGUGCUGGAGCCGUGGCCUGAAGAGGGCGAGGGCUGCCGGCCCCAGAUGGCGGUGCAGCCGGGGGUGGUGCUGGGGCAGGUGCCCCUAGCAGCCGCCCAGGGCGCCUACAAGGAGCUGAAGCUGACGGAGGCGGUGCGCAUGUUGGUGCCGCACCCGCCGCUCUUUCCCAUGUCGCGGCUCCACGUUGCCGUCUUCCUCGACAGGGCCAAAGCGCGUGACGUCACCGCGGUGGUGAUACGGGCUCGCGUCAAAAGCGGCAUCCGACUGUUGGACGCCACGCCAUCUGGCGUCACUGCCUGGAACAUCACGGUGGAAAUCAACGCGCGUCACACCGGCGCCACUGUUACUCUGCUGCGCAGAGAGCCGCCCGAGGAGGACGGGGCGACGCAGUCGCCUGCAGAGUGCGUGGAGCUCUUCACCUGGCUGCUGGAGGUGACGGAGGACGAGAUCUACGAGGGGGCGCGCAUUGUGUGGACGGCGCGCUUCGAGCCCGCGCAACUAGAGGAGCAGCUGUUCCACUCUUCGGCGCAGCGGUCGGACUCGCGCAAGUUCACCACCCGCUUCGAGAUCCAGAAGGACGACAUCCAGGCAGUGGUCCCCAUCAGCAAGAAUUGGGAGGUGCUCAACACGGCGGUGCUCACCGGCCAGCAGGUGUCGCAGGCGAUGAAGGUCUUCAUAGUGUCGCAGGCGGGCAAAGCGGCCGACGUCACUUUCCAGGCCUCCUGCCACUCGGAGGACGACAGCGUUCUGAAGGUGUCCUCCUCCUGCGGCUCAGUCUACGUGGACGGCAGCGAGCAGCGCGGCUCCAUGAACGCCUCCGUGGUGGUGAAGUACGGGACCUACACCGGACUGGCGCGCUUCACCGUCUGGAUGCCCGAGUUUCCCCUAGAGGUGGUGGUGGGCGACUCCCGCUUGUCCCAGCUGAAGUCGUGGCGCGUGCCCGAGUACCACCCAGUGUCGGUGAAGAGCAGGCGGCGCAAGCGCGCUGCCGCCCCCUGGGGCGGCGCCCCCGACCUGGAGGCCUCCGGCAACAUGGUGGAGCGGCCGCUCUGCCGGCUGCGCUACCAGCAAACAUCCGUCGAAGUGUACGCGCACUUUCUGGCCACUGACCACGAAUCCGGCCGCGUCAGCUACCUGGUGAACCGGCGCACCUGGCUGCGGGUGACCGAGCUGGUGCUGCCCUGUCUGCGCGUCAGCGACCCGCGCAUCGCCAGCCUGCACGGCAAAGUGCUGCAGGGCCGCAGCAUGGGGCGCGCCGAAGUCCAGGUGCUGUCGCCUGUCACCAGUCGCGUGUAUGGGUCGCGCGAGGUGCGCGUGGUCAACGAGAAAGUGGGCGUGACCAAGAUGGCGGUCCGUGUCGUCACUGGGCUGCAGCUGAACAUCUCCCCGGAUACCAGCGUGGAGAAUGGCUACGUAGCUGAGACGAGCGUCACCCGGAAGCUGACCGCUCAGUAUCAGGAGGGGCUGCUGGACAUCGAGCUGGAGUUCUCGGACGGCAGCAGGACGGCGCUGCGCGACAUCGCCGACACCGACUACCACCUGGUGGUAGAAAGCCUGGACCCGGCAGUGGUUGCAUUUGCGCCAAUGGUGGCGUCGCACCAUCCGCGCGUCAUCGCAGUGGGCGAGGGCAGCGGCGACCUGCUGCAGGUGACGCUCCUGCUGCCUGAAGAGUGCCGCACGGCCAGUCGCACCAAGGCGAAACCUGCGGGGCCGCUGGCCACCGCAGCCGCCCAAAUCACCGUGGACUUCAGCAGCGCCCAACCCGACAUCCUGCAGAACGACGGCAGCUCGAAGGCGGGCAGGGACUUUGGCGACUUGCAGGACAUCCUCAAAGGCGCGGCCCAAAAAGAGGAGAAAUCGCACGAGCCGCACGUGCAAGCGCGCCAGUACCAAGGCAACAAGGGCGUGACCAAAAACAGACACGCCUACAGCCCGCUGACGCCCCUCGAGAUCAGCAUGUACGUGCUGUUGGCCGCCUUCUGCUGCGCCAUUGUGGUGUUUGUGGUCUCCUGUGUGGUCUACGCGUCCAAGUUCAAGCCAAUGGAAGCGGGCGUGACUGCGGGCGUGCACGCCUCCCCCAUAAACGCCACGCCCCAUCUGCGCAAGCCGCGCGAAACCACCCAGAACGCGCACGAUUGGGUGUGGCUGGGCAGGGCCACCAUGGACCCGCCCUCCAAUCGCAGCUCGGCUGUGGGGCAGGACAUGCGGAUCAUCACCAACCCGCUGACCUUGAACUACGUGGAGCCGGAUGAUUCGUUGGCCACCAGCUUCACGAACCCCCACCACAUCAAUUUGCCGGCCACUGCAGUGGACAGUGCGACGUAUUCUCGCGGCAGUGGGGGGCGCAUGAGCAACGUGGUGAUCGAGGACGAAGUCCAGGCCUGGAGCAGGCCGAUUCCGCCGCCGCCGCUGCCGCCCCAUGCCGCCCCACCCAAGGCCCCAGUGGAGGAGUACCGCCCGCCAGUGCCGCCCCAUCGGAACAUGCAGCACCACCAAAGGGCCAGCGAAGCCGAGCUGGACCAAAGCGAAGAGACUGGGGAGGAGGAGGAAGUGGAGGGGCGCCCGGUUUUCCAGUUCGAUGACGAGCCUGCGGCGGAAUUCGUGGCAAAUGUGGCACCACCGCGCAGCCGAACCGUUGCCGAGGUGAAGCGCGCCACUGUUGUGGGCAACCCGAUGUGUCGCACCAAUCAGGCGAGCGAAAACGAGCCGGAGGGCGUGGCCCCGGGCGAACUGCCCGACCACUUGGGCGUGGACUACGACCAGAUCAUGCGCUACUUCGACAAUCUGAAGGAAUCGAACGCCUGAGUGGAAGAGAUCAUUGCAAAGAUCCGGCACAUUUUGCUGUCGUUCCGCUACAAUGGCAGCGCCCUCGACGGCCCGUUCGAGUACCACUUUGAUCGCGUCAGCCAAUCGUACGCCUGACGCGAGCGAGUGCAACCAGCUGGCGCCACUUGUUGAGCGAUUUUUGCAGUGAUCUGCCGCGACUAAACCCACGGAAAGCAAGCGAAUGGAAGAAGGAAUCUUCACACACACACACACACGCUCUAUUCUAGUCAGUUGUUAGAGUAACAAAUAAUCAAUUAAGCUUUACCAAUUAAUUAAUAACCGUGCACCUGAAUGUAUUUAUUUGUAAUAAGAGGCGAGACGCGUGUAGCAAGGAGCGCCAUCUUUGAGUGCUGGCAACACAGUGCCAGGCUCCUGUACAAUGUUCUGUAAAUGUAUUGUAUGUACAUAGUUGCCAGACUGAUAUUCCGCUUUUUGAGCUUUUCUAGCUUAAUCAGUGUUUAGAUUGUAGUAGGACUUCGAUAUUAGGACUUCGGUUGAUUCCCUCAAGGAUUUUUCAGUAUUACAUGGAUGUACAUAAUGGGCGAAGCCCACUGAUCGACUGUCUGCCAUUUUUUCUUGCCGAUGAACAAUUUCACUGUAAGUUACCACUGGAACUCCAAUAAAUAAAUCAAGAGCCACAAGGAGGUGAAUUUUUA
Molecule: messenger RNA, 4416 nt
Organism: Dendroctonus ponderosae (mountain pine beetle)
Lineage: Eukaryota; Metazoa; Arthropoda; Insecta; Coleoptera; Curculionidae
Gene: dtn
Product: transmembrane protein 132E-like
Exons: 18
Coding region: 254-3739 (1161 amino acids)
Source: RefSeq, a predicted model, not a curated record